AUGUCAGAGACUUGCCCAACUUGCGACAAGAGAGUUUACGCUGCAGAGUGGAUCCACUGCCUUGACAAGCACUACCACAAGCUGUGCUUCCAAUGCACUCACUGCCACAAGAUAUUGGAGAAGGGUAACUUCUCUGAGCACGGUGGUCAACCAUACUGCAAGACUGACUACGACAGAAUGUUCAGACAGAAGGGUUACGGACAUGGUGGUGUCACUGACUCUUUCAACCCAGCUGAGAAGACUGAUCAAGCUCCAGUUGAGCCAGUUGCCGAGACUUUCUCCAAGCCUGUCUUUGAGGAGAAGAUCGAUCUGUUCCCAACCAACUGUCCAAGAUGUGGAAAGAAGGCCUACGAGAAUGAGAAGAAGGUCUUUAACUCGAGAGACUGGCAUAAAACAUGCUUCACCUGCUUCAUGUGCAAGAAGAGCUUGGUGAGUGGACAAUAUUCAGAGAGGAACGGACUCAUCUUCUGUCCCCGUUGCUACGAGUCUAAGUAUGGAGCCAAGGGCUUCGGAUUCGGUGGUGCCACUGUACUUCAUUAA
Messenger RNA from Acytostelium subglobosum LB1, 540 nucleotides. RefSeq lists its product as hypothetical. NCBI's taxonomy places the organism in Eukaryota, Evosea, Eumycetozoa, Acytosteliales, Acytosteliaceae. The coding region runs from base 1 to 540 and encodes 179 amino acids. The transcript is spliced from 5 exons. The record is from RefSeq and is a predicted model, not a curated record.